UCUCAGCUGAGGCUGAAGAUCAAGGAACCACAACAAAACAACGAGUUAUGUUCUCGCUGUAAUGUCAGUGUUGUAGCUUUUCUACGUCUAAGUCCAAAUACUACAGUAUGGAGUAGCGUCAGUAAUGUAACUUCAAGCCUUGAUGCACACCGAUCAAUCACCUAGCAGCUCUCAGCAUUGCACAACUUGGGGAAUCACGAGUGAGGGGUUUGCAUAACUGUGAAUCUGUUGGAAUACAAAGAGGAGGAAGGAACAGAGAAACUCCUGCAAGAUGUCGGCAUCACUGAUCAACUUUGAGAGUGCCCGGGAGAAGGAACAGAAACGGCAAUGGGAACGGGAGGCAAGACAAAAUAUCCUGGAGAAGGCUCAGCAGGAGUUUGAGACACGGCAACAGAAGGAGGAGGCAGCACGGCAGAGGGGUGAGCACACCUGGAUGCUGCCGUCUGUGGAGGCCAGGCUUUCUCAGGAUCACAACUCAGCCAAGAAGAAGAAGAAAAAGGACAAGAAAAAGAAAAAGAAGAAGGAGAAAAAAGCCAAGAAAAGCAAGAGAAAAGAUUCGUCCUCAUCAAGCAGUGACAGUGAAGGUGAUGAGAGCACGGAACAAGAUGUGUGGGUAGCGCGCACUGCCUCCACCAGCUCAUUGACCCCAGCGAAGGCUCCAAGUCCCCAGCCUGCCAUCAAGGGCCUACAGCUAUCCCAACAAGAGAGCGCCUCAGAGUCAGAGGAGCCUUUGAAGCGCGACAGCUGGAUGGAGAUGACAUCACUCUUUGGUACCUUUUCUCGUGAUGAAAUGAGAGAGCGUGAAGGCACCAGCAGGAAGAAGGCCAAGGAGGAGGAAGAAAAGAGAAAAAGGGAGGCUGCCAAGCCAGGGUCACAUGCCCGAGAGCUGAACCCUUACUACAAAGAUGGAGGAACAGGCUUGCCACAGGAGCAGCAGAAGGCAGUACCAGCGCCAGCAGCAGCGGCCUCACAGAUCACGGGACUGGACGCUGGCUGGCUGAGGAAGGCCCUGCAGCGUGCCAAGGAGCAGGCCAGCUCUGAAGGCAGGUCACUGGAGGAGAUUGCUGCUCAGCGAUGGGGGUCAUUGGCAAGAUUUAAUGAACUGCUGGCAGAGGCUGAAGGAAGAGGGAAGCAAAGGGAGAAUGUUUCUAGGAGCCAAGACAGAAGAAGGGAGAGGAGGAGCAAAAGCAGAGAAGGAGAUAGAAUGAGGAACAGAAGCAGGGAAAGAGACAGAAGAAAAAGCAGAAGCAGAGAUAGAGAUGCAAACAAGAACAGAAGCAAAAGUCGAGAAAGAGAAAGAAGUGCAGGAGUUAGGAAGGAAAGAAGAAAUAGGAGCAAAAGUAGGGAGAGAAGAGACAGGAGUAAAGAGAGGAGGAGAAGACACCAUCAUAGACAAAGUAGUAGUUCAAGCAGUAGUGGAAGCAGUAGCAGCCGCAGCAGCAAUAGUAAGGAAUCUAGUAGAAGCAGCAGCAGAAACAGAAGCAAAAAGGGUGGCAAGAAAGAGGAUCAUCACUUCAGAGAAGACAGUUCCAGGUUUUCACAGAAGUUCCUCAGGCCUUCAGAGGAGCCAAGUAAGAGCAGUGCACUGUCUCAGAGAUUCCAGAAGCCAGGCAAUGAUGAUUUCAGCAGACAUGCCAGCCAAUCAGCAUUCAGGGGUUCAUCAAGCAGCAGCAGCAGCAGCAACAGGUGGCAGAAGAAGGAGUAUAAGCAACCAGUGAAACAGGAGCCACAGAGAAGACCACUGUCCCCUUCCUCUUCCUCCUCCAGCAGCUCAGAAAAUGAGGCGACAAGUGAGCCACCAAAACCUACCGCGGUAGGACCAAGAGAGAAUCCUGCCACCCCCAAACCUUCUGGUGCUGCCUCCAUCCAGCUCACCGACAAGGAGAUGAAUGAACUUGCUGCCAAGAUCAUGAAGGCUGAGCUGGUAGGCAAUGAUACUCAGGCUGCCAAGCUGAAGGCACGCCUGGAGGCAGCUAGGGAAGCACGGGCUGCUGGCGUUGGACCAAGCCAGGCUGGGGCAGAGGAGACUGGGGGACAGAAGGAGGAGGUGGUUGUCCUGACCCGCACUGACAGUCGAGGUGUGAGCCGGCCAGUGAUGGGGGCAGGGGCUGAGGAUGGGCAUGGCAAGAGGAGAACCAAGGUGAAGACACAUGGACAGGAUGGCCAGAGGGCAAGAUACUUUCCUGAUGAUGACCACUACAACCUGAAGAACAUGUUUGAGAAGGAGAAGGGCACCACAGCAGAUGACCAGAAUGCCAUGUUUGAGCAUGCAGCCAUGAAAAACAUUGAGAGACUCAAUGAUGACUAUGACAUAGAUGACAUGUUCAUGAGCAAGGCAGCUCUGAGAGACAAUGCUGCCAAGCAAGCUGAAAGAGACAAGAAGAAGGCCAUACAGGAGCACCAGCGUGUGGAGCGUUCCCUGGAGAGCUGCCAGUGGUGUUUCGACAACAAGGAGAUGGCCAAGCACCUCAUUGUUGCCUUAGGGAAGAAGUGUUAUGUGAGCCUGCCUGCCCAUCAAUCCCUCACACCAGGCCACUGCUGCAUAUCUCCUAUUCAUCACAUCUCUUGCUGUGUCCAGGCUGAGGAGGACCUGUGGGAUGAGGUGCAGAAUUUCAGGAAGUCCCUAGUGAAAAUGUUUGCCUCCCGAGGCGAGGACUGCAUUUUCUUUGAGACAGUAAAGAGGCUGCGACACUUCCCUCACAUGGUAUUGCAGUGUGUGCCACUCCCAAGAGAGACAGGAGACAUGGCCCCUAUCUACUUCAAGAAAGCCAUCAUGGAAUGUGAGCAUGAAUGGGCCCAGAACAAAAAGCUGGUGGAGCUGAAGGGGCGGGAUGUGCGGCAUGCUGUGCCCAAGGGUCUGCCUUACUUCUUUGUUGACUUUGCCAUGGAUGCCGGCUUUGCCCACGUCAUUGAGGAUGAGCGGGAAUUCCCCAACAAUUUUGCUCAGGAGAUCGUAGGAGGCAUGCUGGACCUGGACUGCAACCUUUGGCGGAAACCUCGCCAGGAGAACUUUGACAAUCAGCGGAGGAAGGUGAUGGAGUUUAGCCGGUGGUACAAGGAGUUUGACAUCACACAGGAGGGCUGAGGCAGUGGAGGAGGAGUAGGAGGAGGAGGCUGGAGGAACGAAGGCUUAUCACUGUAAGGGUGAGUUGUGGGUAGGACAGUUCCAGUAAUGAGUUGAAGGCAUAAACUUGUACUUCUUGCAUUUUUCUGACCACCAAUGUCUUGUACUGUUAUUGGGUAUCCUCUUCAGUGGUCAAUGGUGGAAUUCAAUAGGAAAUACAGUUUUUAGUAUCAUUCUAAUAGUGAUUGUUGACAUCGUCUCUGAUUAUGUUGGAGAUUUUAUAUUGAUUCAAAGACUACAAUUUUUCUUCUUUAGUUAUAUAAUCUUUACGUGCUACAGUCACUUUAUAGUAGCAGUGUUUCAGGUUACUGUCUUGUAAACCUUAGAUAAGAGUGAGUCACACAUCACAAUUCCUAUCACCUCAGGUGUCAUACAGUAAAUGUUGGUUUAUAACAACUUGACAAAUACCAAUGAGGAUAUUGAGAAAUGCCUGCAAUGAUUAAUAUGCUUACAGAUAUGGAAGUGCAGUUUAUUUUACACAUCUUUGAGAGAGGUAUUUUUAAGGGAGUGAUACUGCAUUUGCAUUUGUGCCAGUCACAUUGGGGAUGGCAAAGGAUUAGUAUGUUAGCUUUGUCUUAUUCAUCUUUUUUAGAUUCAUCCAUGAAAUGUUAUUAAUUUCUAAUAUCAGUGAUAUAAUAAAAAAAAAAAUUCUGUACAUUUCCUUUAUUUUUUAUACUAAGCUAAAUAUUCCUUGUAUAUUUUUAAUAUAAUUAAGCUACUGAAGUUGUAAUAUAUCUGUAAUAUGAGCUGAGAAAGAAGUAAAGGAAGUUACAGCUCCAAA
This is a messenger RNA of Portunus trituberculatus (swimming crab), 3905 nucleotides long. Its product is annotated as CWF19-like protein 2. NCBI's taxonomy places the organism in Eukaryota, Metazoa, Arthropoda, Malacostraca, Decapoda, Portunidae. The coding region runs from base 272 to 3085 and encodes 937 amino acids. Gene Ontology annotation, biological process: mRNA splicing, via spliceosome. The record is from RefSeq and is a predicted model, not a curated record. Gene Ontology annotation, cellular component: post-mRNA release spliceosomal complex. The transcript is spliced from 17 exons.